Morone saxatilis (striped sea-bass) is the source of this 1670-nucleotide messenger RNA. Its product is annotated as potassium voltage-gated channel subfamily E member 2-like. The coding region runs from base 994 to 1407 and encodes 137 amino acids. The record is from RefSeq and is a predicted model, not a curated record. Lineage: Eukaryota; Metazoa; Chordata; Actinopteri; Moronidae. Gene Ontology annotation, cellular component: membrane. Gene Ontology annotation, biological process: regulation of heart rate by cardiac conduction; regulation of ventricular cardiac muscle cell membrane repolarization; potassium ion export across plasma membrane. Gene Ontology annotation, molecular function: voltage-gated potassium channel activity involved in ventricular cardiac muscle cell action potential repolarization; delayed rectifier potassium channel activity; transmembrane transporter binding. The transcript has a single exon.
UUGUGACUAGGAGAAGGGGGAUUAAACGGUUCUAUUCAACAUGCAGUUAGGGACCAGCUGCUUCUAGUCCUGCUGGAGACACAUGACUUGAAAUGAUCGAUGUCUGCUGGUGCAAAUGACAACAGGAACCGAUUCCAGAUCCUUGAAAGGUAGGCUUUUCUUUCUACUGGACACAGCUUGAAUAAUGAUGUAGAUAUAAUUAAUAGGAAUCAGUUUCUAUAUCACUUUACCUUCGCUCCCAUAAGACUAACUUGAAAAGGUCAGCCAAGCGAAAGAAAAAAGAAGUGUACAGCAUUCAAGCUUAAGCUUCUUGGGUAGGAUUCAGAGAAUUUGUUUCCUAUGUGUAGUUUUAAAAUAUGACAACACACUAAGGCAGUGGUUUUCAAUGUUUUUGGUGUCAAGGACCCCCACAUCGAUACACAUCAGGUUGUGGACCCGUAUUUUAUUUAUUAUUUGCAGUGUGAAACCUACGAACAGAAUAUAAUCAUUCGUAUACAUUAUUUCCCUGGGCUAACUUUUAUCUAAUGAAAUAAUGGUGAAAGGACCUCAUGGAAGUCUGUCAAGGAUCCCUGGGGGUUUGCGAACCCCAGGUAGAGAACCACUGCACUAAACUGUCACUUAAUACACAUUUCUAAAAUCUCUGAGAAACUGAGUAUCCUGAAAAUAAUAUCUCCUUAAUAUUUAGAUAUUAAUAUUUCCUUCUCCUGGAUAAAUUAGUUUUUAUUUUCAAUCCCUAUGAGAUGUGUCUCACUCUUGCUAAUUAUGCCUCUCACUUAUCUCUUCCAUCUUUUUUUCUCUAAUGUCUUAAUAUGCAUUUAUGUAACAUUUUUUAUCCAUUUUUUAGUCACCUCCAGCUCUGAAAUUAUGUGUCUGCUGCCUCCUGUUGAUGUAAGCAAGUUAGGAGGAUCACAGUCACAUUAAAUAACACAAUAGUGAAAUAGUCUCCUCUUCCUCCUCAGUUGCAGUUUGCUAAGCAUCCAGCAGAGUUCAGCCAUGCCACACAUCAACACCACCGAGCUGCAGUCGCUCCUGCUCUCCUUCCUACAGCACUGCCUCAACAGCACAAGUAUACUCUCUCCACCGAUACCACAGAAUUACACCAGCCAGCACCAUGUGGAUGGAGCCAGGGCCCACUCUCAGUCUCAGGGCAUGAUGUACAUCCUUCUGGUGGUCGGCAUGUUCAGCUUCUUCACAUUCGGCAUCAUGCUCAGCUACAUACGCUCCAAGAAGCUUGAAAGCUCUCACGACCCAUACCACCAGUACAUCGCCCACGACUGGACCAAGGUGAUCACUCCGUCCCGGGCCGUCGCCCAGGCUCUGCACAGGGAGGCUGCGGGGAACGGAGGCGGCAGCAAGGAGCCCACCGUCAUCUGCAACCCUGCAACACUGGAGCAGCUGCCAGACUAGAAUGCGACAUUCAGCUAUUCAAACACUUGCCAGAUUGAAAAAUGUAAACCUCUGUAACACAAGAUUUUCUUUUUUUAUUACCUUAACUUUUAAUGUCACAUAGCAACCAAAAGUUACAGUGCGUCAGAUAAGUGAUUUCACAGAAACAACUUGUAUCAUAAAAUUGCCUCAUGUUGUAAUCUUUGUUAUAAACACAUGCAGUUCCUCACACUUUACAGUCCCACAAUCACGGUUACUAACAGCUGAAGAUUAUCCUGCAUAUC